This is a messenger RNA of Colletotrichum scovillei, 1344 nucleotides long. RefSeq lists its product as uncharacterized. NCBI's taxonomy places the organism in Eukaryota, Fungi, Ascomycota, Sordariomycetes, Glomerellales, Glomerellaceae. Gene Ontology annotation, cellular component: membrane. Gene Ontology annotation, molecular function: transmembrane transporter activity. The record is from RefSeq and is a predicted model, not a curated record. Bases 1 to 1344 code for a protein of 447 amino acids. The transcript is spliced from 5 exons. Gene Ontology annotation, biological process: transmembrane transport.
AUGGAGAAGAACGAGACUGCAAGCAACGAGCAUGAACAUGCUCUCUCCAAGAGCGUGGAGCUGGUGGGCGUAGACGACUACGUCCCCGACAGCGACGAAGAGAAGAAACUGGUCCGCAAGAUUGACCUCUACUUGCUUCCUCUAAUCUUCGUCAUGUAUCUCCUGUCUUACAUGGACAGAACAAACAUCGGCAACGCCAAAAUCGCCGGCAUGGACCGCGACCUCGACCUCGACUCCUCCCGCUACUCAAUCGCCCUCGUCGUCUUCUUCGUAGGCUACGUCCUCUUCGAGGUACCCUCCAACAUGGUCCUAACCCGCACCCACCCCUCCCUCUACCUCCCCGGCAUAAUGUGCCUAUGGGGCUCCGUCACCAUCGGCAUGGCCUUCACGCCCACCUACAAGGCCCUCAUCGGCUUCCGCGUCGUCAUGGGCGAGGAGCAGAGCAAGAGGUUCGCCGUCUAUAUUUCUGCGGCCAUCUUGUCGGGCGCCUUUGGCGGGUUGUUGGCCGGCUCCAUUACCAGCGGACUGGACGGGGCACAUGGGAUCGCCGGGUGGCGGUGGUUGUUUGUCGUCGAGGGGGCCGCGACGGUGGGCGCUGCGCUGGUUGCGUUUUUUGCGCUGCCUGACUUCCCGGCGAAUACUUCGUUGAAGAAGUUUAGUGAAAAGGAGAGGGAGCUGGCGAUUCGGAGGCUCCAGAGCGCGGCGGAACAUCUCAGGACGGAAGAGGAGCCUCGGCUGGGACAUUGGGCUGCCUUUAAGCUCAGCAUGAUGAGCUGGAGGACCUGGCUCUUUGUCGUUGGCUACAUGGCUAUCGUCGGCUCCUCAACGCUCUCCUACUUCUACCCGACCCUCGUCUCAGGCCUCGGCUACAAAUCCACCGCCGCCCAAUACAUGACCAUUCCCAUCUUCGGCAUCGCCUUCGUCUCCACCGCCGUGACGGGCUACUUCGCCGACCGCCACUCGCGCUUCCGCGGCCUCAUCCUCGGCGCCUGGAUGACCGUCGCCAUGCUCUGCGCCGUCGUCACCUGCGUCGUCUACGACUUCAGGGCGCGCUACGCCCUGCUCGUCGUCAUGGCCUCCGGCCUCUGGGCCUCCAACGGGCUUGCGCUCUCGUACGCCUCGGUGAGCUUCGGGUCCAUGCCCAACGAGACGCGGGCGAUUUCGCUGGCGUUUGUGAACGCCAUGGGCAACCUGGCGCAGAUUUACGGGGCAUACCUGUUCCCGUCCAAGGACGCGCCGAAAUAUCUGAUGGGAUUCGGCGUUAUUAGCGGGUUGUGUUUUACGGGUGUGGUGUCGUAUGUUGCGCUUCACGUCUUUUUGAGAAGAGAGAUGAGGUCGGCAUGA